CGCUUCUUUAAAAGUACCCCCUCCCUCCUCCCCUCCCUGCCCUCUUCCUUCUUCUUCUUCUUCCUCCUCCUCCUUCUCCCACUCUCCACAUGUAUAGAAGAAGCUUCUUCUUCCCAGGUUCUCCGCAUACACAGAGAAGAAAAAUGGGAGCUACAGUGUUACCGUCAGAAGAGGAGGAGGAGGAGGAGGAGGAGGGGAGGAAGAACAGGUUUAGCAUAAACGACAACGUGGAUUUAUUGGUGGAGGUGCUGGGGAGGUUGGACGGGAGGUCGCUGGGAGUGGCGGCGUGCGUGUGCCGGCUGUGGAGCGGCGUUUGCCGGAGGGACAGCGUAUGGGAGGCGCUGUGCAACCGACACGUGGCUGGAGGAGGGGGCGGGCCCGGGACACGGUCCGUGGUGGCCGCCCUUGGCGGGUACCGCCGGCUCUACAGGUUCUGCGUCGGGCCGGCGUUGGACCGGCUCUCGGGCGGGCCCGGUCGGUCCGGUUGGGCCUCCGCAGCCACAGCGGCCCACCUCUCCCUCGCCCUUCCCCUCUCCCUCUUCUCCAUCGACUGCUACGAGCGGCUGGGCGGGCACCAGGCGUCGCUGCUCUUCCUCUGCAAGCCCGUCAACGUCUCCUGAUCCAUUGGGCUUUUCUGGGGCUUUAGAACAUGGAGUGUCGGUGCAGGAUAAGUCGGGUGUGCCCUCGUUCUAUCAUACUGCAAGAUUGUUAAUUAUAUUAUUAUUUAUUAUUCUAGUAGUAGUAGUCUUAUUAUAAGGCAAACUAAUUGUUUGGUUGUUUCUUUUCUCUCUCUCUCUAUGUGAAUUUUUUUAAAAGUAUAUCUAGUCAUAGAGCUUGCCGCGA
Elaeis guineensis (African oil palm) is the source of this 843-nucleotide messenger RNA. RefSeq names its product F-box protein SNE. Gene Ontology annotation, cellular component: SCF ubiquitin ligase complex. Lineage: Eukaryota; Viridiplantae; Streptophyta; Magnoliopsida; Arecales; Arecaceae. The record is from RefSeq and is a predicted model, not a curated record. Gene Ontology annotation, molecular function: protein binding. Gene Ontology annotation, biological process: regulation of gibberellic acid mediated signaling pathway; gibberellic acid mediated signaling pathway.